UAGAUCUUACAGAAGGUGCUUUGAAAAAUUUUCUAGUCUUUAAAUAUCCAUGGAGUAAUAUUAUUACAGUAAGAAUCUACUCUGGCUUUUUAUAGAAGCUACUUUUUCUUCCGCGAGAAAUUUGAUUCCUAAAAAAUUUUCAGCAGUAGCAUGCUGGACCAAUAUUCUUGCAGAGAGGCUUUGUAUCAAUUAGUUAGCAUUGUCUGUUUCCUAUCGAUUAUGACCUCUGGUGGUGUGGAAGGCCAUUGUGGGCUCCUAUAAGAGAGAACAUGUGGCAGUGGCAUAUAUUUGAAGCUUUGACCUAAUUGUAAAAGCAUACCUGUUGGAGAAACAAGUGAUUAAUGAAAAAGAGAAGUUGACAAAUAAAAGAACAAGAUAACAUAUCUUUGUAGGUAUAAGUUUAGCAAUUUGAAUAACCAGCAACAUUUUGCAAUUUAUGAUAAUGACAAUUGAAUACAGGGAUUAAAGAUACAUAUUUCCUUGUGUCCUUAUCUACUUCCUUAUGGCCCUGUUUUUGUUACAAAAUCUUAUAGUGAAUACAUAUCCGAAAUCUUGAAGGCGAUGGGGCUAUCGCUGCCCACCAAUCUUGUUUGUGCUUUGUAGUAUAGCUAAUUUUGAGUGUCCUUACCCAGCAAAAAUUGGUAGUUUGUUCCAUAUUGAUUUAGAGAUGAACUCUUCUAUUGUUAUCUAUCAUAUUUGUAAUCAAGACUAUUGAGUAGCUGGACUACAAAAUUGCUUGAACUUGAGGAGGAUCUUUGAUGUCAUUGGUUUAGCAAAUGAAAAAACCACAAUUGGUUUCAACUAUAGUUUCCGUAAAGACUGCGUGAUACCUUACAUUUAAGAUGAUUACGAUGGAAGUAAUAGCCCUUUGGUUUGUUGCCUUGAUUUAAUUUAUACAUUUAAUUUCUCACAAUCUUUUUCUCUUCUUGCUCUUGAUUCUGCCCUGCAACUCAUUGUGCCCCUUCACCAGCAGAUUCAGUUAAUAGAGGCCCUAGUGCUAUGAACCCAAAACCAAUAAUGCUAUCUGAUGCUGAUGGCUGAUUGUUUGCUAAAUUUCAUUUACUUCAUUUUUUGCCAGGGGUCUUUUUAGAAUUUUAGAAUGAUAGGAUGCAAUAAUGAUGCAAGAGGCAACUAAUUUAAAGUGACUGGUUCUUAUGAGGGGCUUUGCUGAGUCAAUGAUCAUUUGUGUCUCCCUAAACAGUCAUGAAUCAGAUGGUUUCAUUGGUGUAAAUAUAGGUACAGACCUGUCUGACAUGCCUGACCCAACUCAGGUUGUGGCCCUUCUCAAGGCUCAGCAAAUCCGGCAUGUCAGGUUGUAUGAUGCUGACAGAGCUAUGUUACUCGCACUUGCUAAUACUGGAAUUCGUGUAACUGUAUCAGUACCAAAUGAUCAACUGUUGGGAAUUGGACAGUCAAAUGCCACAGCAGCCAAUUGGGUUUCCCGAAAUGUUAUUGCCCAUAUUCCUGCAACCAACAUCACUGCUAUAGCUGUUGGAUCUGAAGUUCUGACAACCCUUCCAAAUGCUGCCCCAGUCCUGGUUGCUGCAAUGAAUUUCAUCCAGUCUGCCCUAGUUGCUUCUAAUCUUGCUUCCCAGAUAAAAGUAUCCACCCCGCACUCUUCUUCCAUUAUUCUUGAUUCAUUCCCACCUUCUCAAGCAUUUUUCAACCGCACCUUGGAGCCAGUCAUGGUUCCCUUGCUCAAGUUUUUGCAGUCUACUGGCUCCUUCCUUAUGCUCAACGUUUACCCAUAUUAUGAUUAUGUACAAUCAAAUGGUGCGAUCCCGUUAGACUAUGCUUUGUUUCGUCCUCUUCCACCGACCAAGGAAGCUGUUGACCGUAACACUCUUCUGCAUUAUACUAAUGUUUUUGAUGCAGUAGUGGAUGCAGCAUAUUUUGCCAUGUCCUAUCUGAACUUCACCAAUAUUCCCAUAAUAAUCACUGAAUCUGGUUGGCCUUCAAAGGGUGACUCUUCUGAGCCAGAUGCCACUCUAGAUAAUGCUAAUACUUACAAUAGUAACCUUAUCAGGCAUGUUCUUAACAACACAGGGACUCCAAAACACCCUGGGAUUGCACUGAGCACCUACAUCUAUGAGCUAUACAAUGAAGAUCUGAGACCAGGGUCUAUUUCAGAGAAGAACUGGGGACUUUUUAAUGCCAAUGGUGUACCUGUUUAUAUCCUACACUUGACAGGUUCUGGGACUGUUCUUGCAAAUGACACCACGAAUCAGACUUACUGUGUUGCAAAGGAAGGAGCUGAUAAGAAGUUGCUGCAAGCAGCCCUCGAUUGGGCUUGUGGCCCUGGAAAAGUGGAUUGCAAUCCGUUAAUGCAAGGAAAUCCAUGUUAUGAUCCGGAUACUGUGGUAGCACAUGCAUCAUAUGCUUUUGAUGCCUAUUAUCACAAGAUGGGUAUGACAGAUGGAACCUGUGACUUCAAUGGGGUUGCUACCGUCACAACCUCGGAUCCCAGUCAUAAUUCAUGUAUAUUUCCAGGAAGUGGUGGGAGGAAUAGGACCACCACAAAUGGCACCUCUCUAGCUCCAUCGUCGAACUCCACGGUAUCUGGCUGCCAUUCACAAUAUUUAAACGAGAAAGGUGUCCUUUUUAACUCCAUAACACUUGGUCUUAUGCUCUGGGGUGUUGCUUUCUUGUAAAACAUUGAUCUCUUACUUUUUGCUGCUUUUGAACUACGUUGACACUUGAGAAACCUUUGGGUGGAAAACUGCUACAACUUCUGCCACACCCAAUUUUGGUCCUCUGAAUUGAGCUAGGGUUGGCAUUGGGAUCUGCUUGGAUUAUAUAGCUGGGCAAGUUGCUUUGAGGUGAGUGGUACAUUAACAUGUACAAAGAAGGCUUUGGGAUUAUUUCGAACCAUUGAUGUAAUUAGGUUAGAUUAGAGUCAAUUUGUACUCAAGGAUUGUAUUCUUUUAACCUGAAAAUGAAUUUGCCAUAGAGUUGUCUCGACUCUUCAUAUUGUCAUGUAUCAUCUUUUCUUUUUUAUUGGGCAGAAAGGUUGGUAGAAGUAAAUGACAUUGAGAUGUCUCCUUUGCUGCAAAUUGUUUCGAGUGGUCAAGUUUAUAAUGGCACUUGUUGGAUUUGAUC
This is a messenger RNA of Coffea arabica (coffee), 3099 nucleotides long. Its product is annotated as glucan endo-1,3-beta-glucosidase 3-like. Gene Ontology annotation, molecular function: hydrolase activity, hydrolyzing O-glycosyl compounds. Lineage: Eukaryota; Viridiplantae; Streptophyta; Magnoliopsida; Gentianales; Rubiaceae. Gene Ontology annotation, biological process: carbohydrate metabolic process. The record is from RefSeq and is a predicted model, not a curated record.